CUGGCUCUCCGCUGCAUCUUUGUAAACCUGCAGCAGCCAUUUUGAGCACUCAGGAGACGAGACGGGCUGCUAGGGGUGUAAUGAAGACGUUUUUCCCCGGGUCUUCGGGUUUCUCUUCACCUCUCUCUCUAUCUGCAGUUUUUUUCUCUCUCAUUCUCUCUCUCUCUUUCUCUCCUUCUCUCUCUCCCUAUCUUUCCCUCGCUGCCUCUUUCUCUCUCUGCCUCUGGGGAAGACAUGGAUACCGGUGGGUCCUGCCAGCUGGAGCAGUACGUCGUUUCGACUGCAGGUGCGCUAUCCGCAGAAUGCGUAUGUGUGUGUGAGUGAGCGUUUGUGUGCGUGUGUGUGUGUGUGUGUGUACGGGUCGAUCGGCCAGACAGGAACCGCUGCUGUCCUGCUUCUGCUGCCGCCAGUACACAGUGUUUGAGAGAGAGAGGGAGAGAGGGAGGGGGAAGAGAAGGAGAGAGAGACAGACAGAGAGUGAGAAAGAGAGAGCUGGAUAGUAGGCCUCACCAAAUAAAGCCAUGGAGGCUUGAGUUGGGACUGCCCCCCUGCGCACUAUAAAUACGCUCGCCGCCUGGAGAUUCGGGUUUGGUGGCUGGAGCUCAGGACCGGCGACCGUUUGGACUGAGGAGCGUUUAAACCAGAGAACUGCAGUGUCCUUCAAGCGUGUCACCAUGCCAAGGGUGGACGCUGACCUCAAGCUGGACUUCAAAGAUGUCCUUUUCAGACCCAAGAGGAGCAGUCUGAAGAGCAGGUCAGAGGUGGACCUACAGCGAACCUUCACAUUCCGCAACUCCAAGCAGACCUACAAUGGCAUCCCUAUCAUUGCUGCCAACAUGGACACCACGGGCACCUUUGAGAUGGCCAAGGUGCUGAGCAAACACACGCUCUUCACCGCCAUUCAGAAACACUACUCUGUGGAGGAGUGGAAGACGUUUGCAGCCAACUACCCAGAAUGCUUAGAGCACAUAGCCGCUAGCUCUGGCAGUGGCCAGGCUGACCUGGAGAGGCUGUGCGCUAUACUGGAAGCGGUGCCACUCAUUAAGUACAUCUGCCUGGAUGUGGCAAACGGCUACUCGGAGCACUUCGUGGAGUUCGUCAAAGUAGUCCGGAGCAAGUUCCCCAACCACACGAUCAUGGCUGGCAAUGUGGUGACGGGCGAGAUGGUGGAGGAGCUAAUCCUCUCCGGGGCUGACAUCAUCAAAGUGGGCAUCGGGCCAGGUUCGGUGUGCACCACGCGCAUCAAGACCGGAGUCGGUUACCCCCAGCUGAGCGCCGUGAUCGAGUGCGCUGACUCCGCCCAUGGGCUCAAAGGACACAUCAUCUCGGAUGGAGGCUGCAGUUGUCCUGGCGACGUGGCUAAAGCAUUCGGGGCUGGGGCCGACUUUGUGAUGAUGGGGGGAAUGCUGGCGGGGCACGACCAGUGCGCCGGCGAGCUCAUCGAGAAGAACGGCAGGAAGGUGAAGCUGUUCUACGGGAUGAGCUCCGACACCGCCAUGAAGAAAUACGUGGGAGGCGUGGCCGAGUACAGGGCCUCUGAGGGAAGGACGGUGGAGGUGCCCUACAGGGGCGACGUGGAAGAUACCAUCCGGGACAUCCUGGGGGGGCUGCGCUCCACCUGCACCUACGUGGGCGCGGCCAAACUGAAAGAGCUGAGCCGCAGGACCACCUUCAUUAGAGUCACACAGCAGUCGAGCCAAAUGUUCACCUAACACACACACACACACACACACACACAGACGAACUCACACGCAAAUAUAUGCAUGCAUGCACGCACGCACACACACACAGACUCACACGCACACAUGCAUGCAUGCACACACACACACACACACACACACACACAUGCAUGCACACACACACGCACACACAUGCACGUACACGCACAUGCAUGUACGCACAUACACACACACACACACCAUCAUUUCCCAAUAUGUCACAAGGGGAACAUCUCUCAUGCUGUGUGUGAAACAUUAGACUGUUCAUAUUUCAUAUCUUCCUCCCAGGUGGAUCUCCUGUACAUUCUCUGUAGAACAGGGCAGGAUUCUCUCUACAGGGGCCUGAAUACUUCACCCCCUAUACCUUAGUUAUCAGUUCAUGUAAAGUAAUAACACUGGAUUCUGAACUGGAAUUUCUUUCAGGACACUUGGCAGCUUACACGUCACUACAGGACAUAUUUUAUUAGGAAACUACAUCAAGUUACUCACUGCUACGAGACUUGAGCCAUUUAUGACAUAAUGCUGCAUCACGCUCACUGAAUGCAUGAUUCAGCCCUUUAACAGACAGACGUUAUCUGAGCAUGUGCAAUGGCAUGGGGGCACUCCUUACAUAUAAAACUGUAAUGCCACAGGACUUGUCUUGUCUCUCAAGACACAGUAAGUUCUCAAUGUAGGGAAAAGUAUGGGGGAAAGCCACGUGCUGGGAACACCGGUGGGAGUGGCUCCCGGAAGCUUACCUUCAGGAAUGGGCAACGACCCUGCUGAGAAUUCUGUUCUUAAUGAUGGACUUCGUUAGACAAAAAGCAAGCAGGAAGUGUUAAUGAAGCUGCUUCUGUGGGUUUGUUUCUGUGACAGAUGAGUGGCUUGCUCCCGCAACAGGGGUGCUGGGCAAUGCUGGUGAGACAUAACACCGUGGAAUGCAGUAAUGGAUGUACAGUAGGCCUUUGAAAUGCUACAUUAAAGGAACAACUAUUCAGUUACAGUCAAAUCAUUAUGUUAUCUGAGUUUUUGAAUCUUGAGGAGCCAAAGAAAAUUGUGUACUACUGGAUUUGAGAAUUAUAAAUUAAAUAAUUAAAAUGUUACAUUAAAACA
Messenger RNA from Anguilla anguilla (European eel), 2810 nucleotides. It is a transcript of the gene gmpr, whose product is annotated as guanosine monophosphate reductase. Lineage: Eukaryota; Metazoa; Chordata; Actinopteri; Anguilliformes; Anguillidae. Gene Ontology annotation, biological process: nucleotide metabolic process. Gene Ontology annotation, molecular function: GMP reductase activity. The coding region runs from base 675 to 1712 and encodes 345 amino acids. The record is from RefSeq and is a predicted model, not a curated record. Gene Ontology annotation, cellular component: GMP reductase complex. The transcript has 9 exons.